Messenger RNA from Haliotis rufescens (red abalone), 911 nucleotides. RefSeq lists its product as uncharacterized. The transcript is spliced from 3 exons. Lineage: Eukaryota; Metazoa; Mollusca; Gastropoda; Lepetellida; Haliotidae. Bases 186 to 911 code for a protein of 241 amino acids. The record is from RefSeq and is a predicted model, not a curated record.
CUGGUCAUGUGAACAGAUUCUCUAUUUGCUUACGUAAGCAUAUUAAAUCCAAGAUACUGAUAAUCAGUAAAGAAUUCCGAAUGAAAUUUCAUAAAGGCUAUAUUUAGCAACAGGGAUUGAAUCAUAGCUAUUCUCGUCUAGACAGCCGUCUGGAGUGUGCAUGGUUUAGUAGUCUGCCAUAGAAAAUGCCACCAAAAAGGAGCUUUUACCCUAAAACAAAUGCUAGGAAGUCUACCCGUGGACUUUCUUGGAGUGAUGAAGAGACAGAGUGUUUGUUAUCGGUGUGGAAUGAGAAAAAUGUUGAAGAACAGCUCGAAGAUCCAAAGAGGAAUAAAGGAGCAAUAUAUACAAUUGCAGCUGAAAUGGAAAUGGAAGGAUUUCAUAAGAGUAGUGCACAGUGCAAAAUACGCAUGCACACGUUGAUGAGAACAUUUUGGGGUUGCAAGAAAAACAUGAAGACAAGUGGGAUAUUAGGACAAAGACAAGCGACUUCCCCUGUAAAGCUAGUGGAAAGCAUGGCUCGAAAUAAGCGUUUUUGGAAUGAGGACAUGACAGAUGAAAGCAAUAACUCAGAAGAAGUGGAGGUCAAUUUUGAGGACAAUAAAAGAGAUGACAACGAGACAGAGGAGCCUCCGAAAGAGAAGGAGAAAAAGCUUGACACUGAAAUGAAGAAGAUGGAGCUCGAGAAGCAGAAAUUAGAAGUUGAAGAACGACUGAAGCGAGAGGAAAGAGAUCAUCAAUUCCGGAUGAUGCAGAUGAUCAUAGGUCGUGUGAAGCAUCCCCUCCUUUCCCCCAGAAUUUCAACACCCAAGUGCCAAACAUGUUUGGAGCUACCUGGAAUCAGCCAGAUUUUUGGCUCUCAGUCCCACAAAUUCUCGAAAGAUUUUACCUCCCGCUUCAUCCUUCAUUAA